UCUCAGGAGCGGCACGCUGUCAGCGGUUACGGCGCAGCGCUGUGCGCGGUGUCCGGAUCACACCGCCGCUGUGAGCCACCCAGACAGACGGAUCUGUUACCAGAGCGCCGAGAGCUGAACGCAUCCAGGAACUGCGACGUUAGGGGGAGCAGCAGCGGCAGCAGCGGCUGCGGCAGGAGGAGGAGGAAGAGGAGGAGGAGGAGGAGAGAGUUUGCUGCCACACCAAAGUGCGUUAUCAGCUGCUAAAGGCUGGACAGACGCGAGGUGUGGGGGACGCUGAUAGAGAGGGGGAGACUCCUUGGAGGGCGCAGAGGUGAGGUAAAGGACGGAAACUCCCUCCUGGUUGUCGGCGGUGACCGUGGCACCGAUGCGCGCGACUUCCCCCAGCCGAGCCGCCGAUCGUUACCCGACAGCGGUGCUCAGAUGCUGCCUCUGAUCCGCUUGACAGUUGGAUAAGUGGCGACCCAGCUCUCGCAGCCGGCACCAUGCUUCACCGUAACCUGCGAACAGGUGGCUAUAACCUGCCGGGGGUGGAGUCAAGCGAGGUGCCUCUCAUUGGCUACCGGCCCUUAUCUCCUGAUGGGGGAACACCAAGCAGCCAGUCAGGGAGGAGCGAAAAUCUGGAAAAUUCACAGGCGGAGUCCUCACCCAUGAAGACUACCUGGUACUGUCCUCUGGAUUUGUCCACAGUGGUGGAGGAGGAGGAGGAAGGGGUCAUCUACACCGUUGUGGUCAAACAGCAGCAUGCUGACCCUAACAGUCCAGUGUCAACCGUUUCCCGUUCCCAGUGCGUGAAAGCUGGAACGGAAGAGAAGCUGGUGCUCCACCUCCUCCACUCUUUCUCACUGGGAGAUUCCUCCUUCAUCUCCAUCUUCCUCUCCACCUAUCGCUCCUUCACCUCCACAGACAGAGUGCUGGACAUCCUCACCGACAGAUUAGAGAAUCCACCUGGGGACAGCGAGAGAAGUCAGACAAGACAAUCCUUCAACAAAGCAGUGUGUACUGUGUUCAGCACGUGGCUUUCGGAGUUUCCUGAAGACUUCAGGAACCUCGGAGAUCCCUCUCGUCUGUUGCGUCUGGCUCCUCUGCUGCCUCAGGACUCCUCGUCUGCUGCUGACCUCCGCGCUCGCCUCCUCCGGACGGCCGAGGAGCUCAGUGAGAGAGCCCUGCUCCCCGACAGACACAGAGAUCAGAGCAGCUCCAGCAUCUCUCCUCCCAAUCCUUCAAAGUUUGAACCCACCAGCGUCCUGGGAUUCCCUGCUGCUGUCAUCGCUGAGCAGCUCACAAAGAUAGAAACUGAGCUUUUUGUCCGUCUGGUGCCGUACCACUGUCUCGGCUCGCUGUGGUCUCAGAGGGACAAGAAGGGCAGGGAAGGCGUUUGUUGGUCUGUCCGGGCCACCAUACGGCAGUUCAACAAGUUGGCCAACGCCGUCUUAGCAUCCUGUCUGUGGCCGACGAACCUGCGCAGCCAGCAGAGAGCACGACUGCUGGAGAAAUGGAUCAGUGUCGCAGAGGAAUGCAGAGCCAGGAAGAACUUCUCCUCUCUGUACGCCGUCGUGUCGGCGCUGCAGAGCAACCCCAUCCACAGGCUCCGGAGGACCUGGCAGGAAACGGACAGAGAGGCCUUGAGGAGAUACGAGGAGCUGGCAGAAAUAUUCUCAGACAAGGACAACUACUCACAGAGCAGAGAACUCCUGAAGGAGGAGGGAACCUCAAAGUUUGCCAACCUUGACAACAGGAUCAACAACAGGCACCACAGCAGCAGGUCCAACGCUCAGGGCACCGUGCCCUACCUGGGAAUCUUCCUCACAGACCUCACCAUGCUGGACACGGCAGUCAAAGACCGGCUGGAUAACGGCUACAUCAACUUUGACAAAAGGAGAAGGGAAUUUGAGGUUUUAGCUCAAAUCCGGCUCCUGCAGUCUUCUUGCAAAAACUGCGUGUUUGACUCUGACGAGGCCUUCCUAGAGUGGUACCACAGCGUGCCCACGCUCACAGAGGAGCAGAGUUACAGACUGUCCAACGAGAUUGAAGCGCCCAGUGAGCCGAGUCCUCGAUCUUUGAUGCCAACAGUCAUCAUCACCCAGUGCUCAGACCUGAGCAGAUCCCAGACCAGCCUGGCUGGUGACGGCGACAGCCUCUUCGACUUUCACUCUCCAGUCAAUAACUUUCUCUCCAAACUCACAAAGCACAUGAGAUCGCCGUCGGUUUCCUGCCUGGACGUCGACACAUCCCCUCCAACCAACGAGUCCACCCCCGUCACGCUGACCCCAACCACGCCCACAAAAACGCACCGCAGAUCUGCCUCCUGCGGCAACAACCUCCCCAGUAACGUUCCGGGGUCGGGGCCCGACAUGCGGAUCAUCAGGAUACGGAUGGACCUGCAGGAUGGGAACCUGUACAGAAGCAUACUGGUUACAAGCAAUGAUAAGACCCCCACUGUGAUCAGCUCUGCCUUAGAGAAACACAAUCAGGACCCCACACAGGCGUCCAGAUACGAGCUGAUACAACUUCUGCCUGAAGGAAAAGAACUGGUCAUCCCGGCAACAGGAAACGUCUUCUAUGCCAUGACAUCAUCCAGCGUCGACUUCCUGUUGAGAAGGAAAGGCGGAAACACCCCGGUUGGCUCGCCGAUCACUACGGAGACGAGCGCCACUUUUCCUCGCAUCAAGGCCAAGGGGAGGAGUUUGGUCCGGACUUUGUUUUGACACAAGCUCUGCUGCAGUUUUUUUUUCUCUAUAAAUGUGCAAAAAAGACAAAUCUACACAUGCCUUCCUUCGUUGUCCUGACCAAGUCUGUUCUGCAAAAAACACAGAGGACAAGUUGACUCUGCAGCUGAGGAACCGGGCCAGUUCUCCCAAUUGCUAACCGUUAUGCAUUACUAAAUUAAACUGGGAGGGAAGGGCAGCUGGAGGCCUUUAACUGAGAGAAUCAGGUGCUUCGGCCUUUCAUCUAGCAUUUAUUGCUUGUUUUUCAUUCCAACUCAGCAGGAUUUGUAAGCAUAGAUGUGUAGCUAAACACUGAAGUAUGUCCCUGAGACAUAUAAACAUGUUUUGUAUAUAUUUAUAUACCGUGUAUGUCUGUAUCAUGACAGAAGCUCCUAAUUCAUCUGAGAAAUCCUGUUCAUGCAUCCCUGUUAGACUCUAGAGAGCUCAGACAAAACACAAACAAAAAGCUGCAACAAUCAGACAUUUAUUCUACAGAGGGAAUUUUACCAACUGCAACUCAAAUGAACGUUCUGGGCUCUGUGGGAACAUAGAGUUAGAAAAACUGUUUCUUCUCUGACUGGCUUUCUGCACGCUCAUCCAGCAACAUCUAGACAGUUCAUCUGCAGCUCGUCCAUUACCCAGAGAGCCAGACGUUCCUCCAGCAGAAGCUGCUGUUGACCAAAGUAAAUAAUUAUUUACAAAAGGGAGAAAAGAUUUGUUCUGCUGAUGUCUAAAAGCAAGGAGCGACCAAUCAUUUCUUCGUGUUUUCCUUCUCAGACGUUCUGACUUUCUGGUGAUCUUUUGUAGUUGCAUUAAUAAUUCUCAAGAUUUUCUGAAGAUCUUUCUUUUGGAUUUUUACUUUUUACAUUUUUUCACUUGUCCUCAGUCCUGCAUUUGACCAUUUCAGAUGUUUUUGUUUCAGACAUUUAAUCAUUCAGCCAUAAAGAAGGCUAAUUUAAAACCGAAGUUUCCUCUAAAUUCUAGUGGACAAAAACAAUUCCUGCAGCUUUAAAUGAACUUCAAGCACUUUACAAAAAAACAUGUUGCUUUGCUAAAUCAGCAUAAAACUUCAAACAGGAAGAAAGUCGUUCUAGAACCAAACAGCUGAUAUGUUCGGGUCUAACGGGUUGCCAGGUUGGUUCCCCUCCAAGCUUUCUUUCUUUUAUCCUGAAUGUUCAGCAUCUUGAGUUUAAUCUGAACCAGUCCUGUGACCUCUGGUCUCUACGCAUCAUUCCCAUUGCUGAUGAGACCUUCUGAUUGGUCGAGGCCGGGGAGGAGCCGUGGGGAUCCAGAGAGAGGAUUCUGGGUAAUACUACGUGACAUGUGCAGGUGUGAAGCUGUUGCUAAAGACUGUUUUAGUGCCUUUUUCUGCUCGGUGCUCACCUUUCUCAUUAGAAUGUAUUCAGAACACACAGGUGGAGGAAACACAGCCUCCUCCAGCGCUGAUCCGUUUCACAUCAAACUUAUUUAUGCACUACAUGUCAGAUGUCUUAUUUUGUGGUAAUAAACUUACUUUUAUAUGUA
Messenger RNA from Poeciliopsis prolifica (blackstripe livebearer), 4232 nucleotides. RefSeq names its product ral guanine nucleotide dissociation stimulator-like 2 (gene rgl2). The record is from RefSeq and is a predicted model, not a curated record. Gene Ontology annotation, molecular function: guanyl-nucleotide exchange factor activity. Gene Ontology annotation, biological process: Ras protein signal transduction; positive regulation of GTPase activity. The transcript is spliced from 20 exons. NCBI's taxonomy places the organism in Eukaryota, Metazoa, Chordata, Actinopteri, Cyprinodontiformes, Poeciliidae. Gene Ontology annotation, cellular component: plasma membrane. Bases 486 to 2708 code for a protein of 740 amino acids.